Salvia hispanica is the source of this 1090-nucleotide messenger RNA. RefSeq names its product peroxisomal and mitochondrial division factor 2-like. NCBI's taxonomy places the organism in Eukaryota, Viridiplantae, Streptophyta, Magnoliopsida, Lamiales, Lamiaceae. The record is from RefSeq and is a predicted model, not a curated record.
CUUGACUGAAAAUUCCAUAAACCCUACAUCUUCCGCACACCCAAGGCAGGUUAUAUCAUUUUCUCUUCACGGAAUCAAUCUGAGAACAAAUUUAAUCGAAUCUUCAAUGGCGGACGAGCCGUCGUUCCACGAAGAAUUCGCUGAUGCUGACAAUGCGGAUUCCUAUGAGAUUGCGGAGCUCAAUCAAAGGAUCAAUGAUCUCGAGGAGGAGAACACUAAGAUCGUUAAGGAAUACAAGCAACAGACAGAUGAGCUGAAGGCAUCUAUUCAGAAAUUGGAAUCCGAGAAUGCGGAUUUGAAGAAUCAAACGGAGAACGCGCAAUCGGACAACAAGGCGUUUGGUGCUGUGGCUGCGCGCGCCGCGGAUCUCGAGGGCGAGGUGUCGAGGCUGCAUCACGAUUUGGCGACGGCGAUGAUCGAUUUGCAGGAAUUGCCUGGAUUGAAGAGCGAAUUGGAGGGGGUGAAAGGGAGGGCGAUGGAGAAAGAUGUGAAACUGGAUGCGGCGGAGAGGGAGAAGGCGUUGCUGGUGGUGGAACUGGAUGCUAGGGAUAAGCAAAUCCAGGUUUUCAAGAAGAAUGUGGAGGAAUUGGAAGCUGUGGUGGGCAAGGGCAAGGGUUCUGCGGAGAAGGAUGGUUUGGCGAUGAAGGUGGAGAAGAUGAAGGCUGAAAUCAGCGUGCUGCAAAGCUGUUUGGAUGAUAAGGAGGUUUUGAUCAAGGAGCUCGAGCGUGGUGGCAUCAAUGGCGAUGAUAGCCUCGGAAAUAGGGGGUUGAUUUGUGGUCUGAGGCAAAGGGAGUGGAUGCUUGUGGGUGGCUCAGCCAUUGCUACUGCUGCUGUAAUGGUGGGGUACAUACAUGCUGCAAGAAAACAUUGAUUUGUGCUUCUUCAAUGCUAGUAAGGUAGAGAUUAGGAGGAUUUCUACAUUUCCUUUUCUUCUUGGCCGAAUUGGGAGAGAGUUGUGGUUUAGUUUUGGAUAAUUGUUGCUUUUGGUUAUAAGUUUUGGGGACAUGGUUGACAGAUCGGUUAAGGCUAAAUAAUGCACUUAUUGUUCUUUUAUUAUUAUGAGAAUAUGUGUUGCUCUUUUUCUUGAUCA